AUGAACUCCAACGGCCCCAGAACACCGCGGAUACGACAAUAUCGGUCAAGAAGACAGAGGCCGUGUGAUAAUUGUCGUCGUCGCAGAGUAUGCUGUCUGCGCAAUGAGAAUGAGCCGUGUUCUCUAUGCCAGAGCCGUGGCCUGGAUUGCACAUUUCUAUCUUUACCAAAUCCCAAGAUUCGUGGAUCAUCAUCAACAUCAGUUGCAGCUGCGAGGAAGCAAGCUAGCAGUGACAGUGGCCUUGUCCAUGCCAAUGGCACACCGUCGAGACCAUCUCCAACACAGAUCCAACCUGAAGAAUGCCCGUCCAUGGUUGAGAAGGAAGUGCCUGUGGAGAAAUCGAAACAAGACGAAAAUCCCGCGAUUAGUCCCGCGGAGACUCUGCAGUUCGUAGGCCUGAGUGGGGAUCAGGAUCCCUUCAUCCUGCAAUAUUGCCGGACAAAGCGUAUUCGAGAUGUCGACGGCAUCCAAUGGACGUGUCAUCGCUUCGGUAAUGACCCCCGAUUCCCAGCGAGCUUCACAGCCGUGCCCGAUCAGCAUCUCGAUGCGCAUCCCAGUUAUUACCCUCUGGCUCGUAGACUCGAGAUCGCGUCCCCCCACACCGAUCAAUUAGUCAGAAGCUUCUUCGAAGUGGUUCAUCCCUCCGUACCAAUCCUCGAUCCGCAGUCAUUUAGCCCAUCGACGGCUUUUUUGCCGCUGCUGGCUGCCGUCUUUGCUCUCGCCCACCCAUACUGCCAUGGCGCCCAAGCGAUCAACCCUUGGCUGUUCAUGGAUUUCAACAGCCAGGCAUUACCAAUCGAAGCUCGCAAUGCGAAGCUUGAGACCGUCGAGGCAGCGCUACUGCACGCACAGCGCCAUACGUACAUCUUUCGAGCCCCGACCAUGCCAGGACUGUGGGCUGAAGUCGGCACAAUCGUCGGUAUGAGCCAGGAUGUCGGCCUGAAUAUCGACGCCUCGGACUGGGACAUUCCUGAGGGCGAGAAGAAGAGGAGAAAGCGGCUGUGGUGGGCCGUGUAUAUGCAAGAUAAAUGGGCAGCUCUGACCCUGGGUCGACCUUCGUACAUCCACGAUGACCAGUAUGACGUGGAAGAUCUUGAGGUUGCUGAUGUGAUCCCCGACCAGAACGUCAGUGAAGACCUCCGAGAUCUUCCAGCCAGGGUGUUCGUUGCGGCUGUCAGAUUGACGGUUAUCCUUUCGGAUAUCCUGUCUCAGCUGUAUACAGUUAAAGGAGUGAAAAGGCUCCAUGCCCUAGCGACUGGUGAAUGUUAUAACAUUGCUCACGGCUUCAUAGAACGCUUAGAUAGCUGGAAAGAGGAAUAUCUCACGCCUCUACUUCGCUAUGAUACGAUACAUGAUCCUACUGGGAGCUUACAGCUCGCUUACUACACGGUCGAAAUCACAUUAUGUCGCGCCAUCCUCCGUACUCCUGCUGGUGUUGAGUUCCGGCAACGCUCUGCAUCGCUUGUUUCCAGCGUCAUUGACUGGCUGAAAAACCUUCAAGUGAACCGAGUGUCGGCAUUUUGGUGGUCGGCUUCUAAGAUCAACUUCGCCAUCGCUGGCGGUUUUAUGAUCGGCAUGUUUCUCUCUGCCACCAAGGACGAGGAAGUGAACUACUGGAUCAAAGAGAUCACUACAUAUCGCAACCUGCUCAGAGCACACUCACCCAACUUUAACGUCACCAAGCUGGCGUCCAUUCGCAUGGAUCUUCUCCUCCAACGAGACAUUUCGGAUAAUACAUCAGUUAACGACGAAGACGAGGUAGAUUCAAGUGCAGCACAGCGACCUUCAGCACUAGGGCAAGGGUUGGAUGACCAAGAUCAGCAAGGAAUCAAAGACUCCGGAAUGGAUGCCGGUAAUUUAUUUUCGACUGAGACUUUACGAGAGGACUUUGCGGUUGAACCAGCAGUGGCGUUUGGUAACACGUACGGACUUGAGUGGGAUGCUGAUCUCGAUCAACUGCUUUCUGGCUUUGAUUAUCGAUUUUAA
Messenger RNA from Monascus purpureus, 1986 nucleotides. Lineage: Eukaryota; Fungi; Ascomycota; Eurotiomycetes; Eurotiales; Aspergillaceae. The record is from the annotation of a GenBank genome assembly.